Messenger RNA from Miscanthus lutarioriparius, 366 nucleotides. The record is from the annotation of a GenBank genome assembly. NCBI's taxonomy places the organism in Eukaryota, Viridiplantae, Streptophyta, Magnoliopsida, Poales, Poaceae.
AUGUCCGACAGCGGGGAUAGAGCAACCAAUCCACACAAUCCACUGUUAACCCUCGCCGCGCACGAGCUCCGGGUUGUCUCCGUCACCGCCACCAGGGCGCACGCCGAGCAGGAGGGUGAGAUGCGCGCCUUCGCCGACCAGGCGGCGCACAUCAAAGCCAAGGCGCGGGCCGUAGCCGUCUCAUGCGCGGAGGUCGACCAGGUCCACGCCGACGUCCAAGUGCCCGCCAGGGCGUGCAUCGACCUCGUCAACCGGCUCCAGGGCCUACGGGAGAAGCUUGCACAAAAGUGCGACGGAGGCGGGGCCGGCCGGAUUUGGCGAAGGCGUGGGCCCAGCCGGGUUCGACGGAGGCGCGGGGAGACGUGA